UCUGUGAAAAUGAUACAUCGCGUCACACGCCCUGAGGAAGUAGGUGAAGAGGAGAAGUUAAACCGGACAGGAGGAGGCACGUUCAGUGUUGAUUCGUAUCACACAGUAGAAUCCAUCAAAAAUGUCGGACUUGUGGGAAGACUUACAAAGUGUUGCGAAUGCUGCUCCUGCUGCAUUCACAGCAGCGCCAGGGGAGAGAGGCACCAUUAAAGCCAAAGCUAACUUCAAUGUCAGUGAAGAUGUUGCAGCUCUCCGUAAAGCAAUUGAAGGCAUAGGUACAACUGAGAAGACAUUGAUAGACAUACUGACUCACAGGAGCAGCAGUCAGAAGCAGGCUAUUUCAAAGGCAUAUGAAGAAACCACAAAUAGGAUUCUUGUAAAUGACUUGAAAGGCGACACUCAGGGCAACUUUGAAAAUCUGCUUGUUGCGCUCGCAAGACCGCCUGCAGUCAAUGAUGCUAAAUGGCUAAUUAAAGCAAUGAAAGGGACUGGGACAGACAACAGCAUCCUGAUAGAAACACUUGCCUCACGGACAAAUAAACAGAUCAAGGAACUGUCUGCCGCAUACGCUGAGGAAACAAAGAAAACGCUGAUACAGAACCUAAAGACAGAAGUUUCAGGGGAUUUUGGCAAAGCCAUCCUUCUGCUUGCUGAGGGUACGAGGGAUGAAAGCACCAAUGUGAAUGCAGACAAGGCUAGAGAGGAUGCAAAGGCUCUCUAUCAUGCAGGCGAGAAGAAACUGGGAACUGAUGAGUCCAAGUUCAUUGAGAUCCUCUGUAAAAGGAGCAUCCCUCACCUGAGACAAACAAUACUGGAAUAUAAAAACAUCAGUGGCAAGACUUUGCAGAAGAGCAUUGAGAAGGAAAUGUCUGGAAACUUGGAGGAACUGCUGGUUGACAUUGUAAAGUGUGUGAUGAGUACUUCUGCAUACUUUGCUGAAAAAGUCUACAAAAGCAUGAAGGGAGCAGGUACAGAUGAAACCACUCUGACCAGAGUAAUGGUCAGCCGUGGAGAGAUUGACAUGCUGGACAUCAGAGCUGAAUUCAAGAAGCUCUAUCAGAAUUCACUCUUCAAGGAAAUAAGUUCUGAUGUGUCUGGCAACUACGGUGAUUGCUUGAAUGUGAUUUGUGGAGGAGAAGACUAACCCAGAAAUGCUACUAAAGAUGUCUUGUUUAGUUAUUUUGCGGUGGGUCAAUCCGAUGUCUGCUAAAUGAAUAAAUGUAAAUGUAAUAGAUUUUUUAAAGCUAAAUUACUAAAUUACUCAUAAGGCUUUAAUGGCAAGUAAAAAAACUAAUAGACAACAUGAUUUAGAAAAUUUCAAUGUUGCAAUUCUGAUAAAUCAGUAUCAGCUAUGAAUAUUCCUGCAUUUCAAUUAGUUUAUUCAAAUGAAAAAUAUAUUUCAGCAUAUUACCUUUUUGUCAUUUUGUCCUUCAGAUAUUAUGUGGAUCAGCAAAGUGUUUUUACAUGUUGUCUGGGCAAAAUAAUAUAGUAAAAAUCCACUUAUUGAUUUCUUAAUCAUUGGCUUAAAUGUCAAUCUGUUCUUUCCAUGUCUGUUUCUGCCUCUGUCAUUUAAUUGAAUUUACCUGCCGCACUUUAAUGAUCUCAGUAUUGAUGGCAGUUUGCCAGAUGUAAAUGUGAUUAAGAAAAACGUACUGAGUCUGUGAGACUCCAGUAGCCUUUUUGCUUUAAUUUUCACCUUCUAAAAAGCCUUUACUCUGUCCAUAUGGUUCCUGCUUGAGCUGUUUAUUCUGACCUUUACCCCCUUUAAUUGCACAUUUUAGAUUAAAUUGUAGCCAGA
Molecule: messenger RNA, 1798 nt
Organism: Sinocyclocheilus rhinocerous
Lineage: Eukaryota; Metazoa; Chordata; Actinopteri; Cypriniformes; Cyprinidae
Product: annexin A3-like
Exons: 14
Coding region: 122-1144 (340 amino acids)
Cellular component (GO): plasma membrane; cytoplasm; nucleus
Molecular function (GO): phosphatidylserine binding; calcium-dependent phospholipid binding; calcium ion binding
Source: RefSeq, a predicted model, not a curated record